Recurvomyces mirabilis is the source of this 1305-nucleotide messenger RNA. RefSeq lists its product as uncharacterized. The record is from RefSeq and is a predicted model, not a curated record. Gene Ontology annotation, molecular function: RNA binding. The coding region runs from base 1 to 1305 and encodes 434 amino acids. Gene Ontology annotation, cellular component: U2-type spliceosomal complex. Gene Ontology annotation, biological process: mRNA splicing, via spliceosome. The transcript has a single exon. Lineage: Eukaryota; Fungi; Ascomycota; Dothideomycetes; Mycosphaerellales; Teratosphaeriaceae.
AUGCCUCCACCGUCGUCGCGUAUGACAAAGAAUACACUCCAACCGACUCGAUACCGACCAGGCAAAGCAGAAGUCGAGCCAGAUGUUUCCGAAGAUGAAUCAGAAGAAGACGACGAGGCGGAAGAAGUCACAGCCAAAGCACCAGCACCCAAAGCAUCUUCCUUCCCGUCAAGAAAACUCGCAGUCAACGUCACCCAAGCCGGACAACGAAUACCCUCCGGACCCGCCAAGCCCAAACCACCAGAGGAAGAUCUCGAAGGCUUCGUCACCGCCUCCGAAUCGAGCGAGGAUGAAGGAGGGGCAUUGAAAGACAGCAGUGAUCCCUCGAAUGAAGAUGACGAGGACGAGAGUUCAGAAGAAGAAGACUCUUCAUCCGACGACGAACCGGCGAAACCCAUGCUAAGACCAACCUUCAUCUCCAAAGCCCAACGAGCCCAACAAGGCACUUCUUCCACCACCACCACCACCAAAACAGCAGAAGAACAAUCCGCAGAAACCGAACGGAUACGAAAGGAGAAAGCAGACGAACUGCUCCAAGCCCAACUAGAAAAGGACGCGGCAGCCAAAGCAGCCGGCCGCAAAGCCUGGGACGACGACGCCGAGAUCGACCCCGAAGACGCGGUGGACGAUACGGACGCCCUUGACCCGGAAGCCGAGCUAGCGGCGUGGAAACUACGGGAGCUGAAACGGGUGAGAAGGGAUCGAGCGGCGAUAGAGGGGAGGGAGAAAGAAAAGGAGGAGAUUGAGCGGAGGCGGAAUUUAAGUGUCGAGGAGCGGGAGCAGGAGGAUAAGGACUUCCUUUCCCUGCAACAAGGGGAGAGGGAAGGAAGGGGCAAAAUGGCUUUUAUGCAGAAGUAUUUCCACAAGGGUGCUUUCUUCUCCACGGGCGAGAACGAAGAAGAUGAGGAGGUCAAAGCGGUGCUGAAUCGUGAUCUGGCGGGCGCGAGGUUCGAGGACGAAACGGGGGACAAGAGUGUGUUGCCGGAGUAUAUGCGGAUCCGGGAUAUGACGAAGUUGGGCAAGAAGGGGCGGACGCGGUAUAAGGAUUUGAGGGGGGAGGAUACAGGACGCUGGGGGAUGGAGGCUGGGAAGGGGAGGGAGAUGGGGAGGGGGUUUGAGGGGGUGGAUGAGAGGUUUAGACCUGAUGAUGGGUUUGGGUUCGGGUUUGGGGGUGGGAGGGAUGGUGGUAAUGGUGGCGGUGGGAGGGAGCAGACGGGGGCGAAUAGUGCGCCUUUGGGGGAGAGACGGAGACGGGAGGGCGAGAGUGGGGAGGGGAGGGAGGGGAAGAGGGCGAGGUUUGAUUGA